GUUAACAGUAAUAUCUAUCAUCACACACUGUGCCAUUUCAUUAACAGCAAUCCGAUAUAUUUCCUUUGUUGUGAGUGUCUCUGUCAUGGCUGCAUCGGACAUUCCAAUGAGAAAGUCCUUUCGGCAUCAGAUGAUCAAGGCGUGAACCCUACAUACAUGCAACUGCGAACCACAGAAACUGGUAAGCACGUACUGUUAUACUUGUAGACUUUCCUUGGGAGAUCCGCAUUACCAGCCUUGGCCAUCUUCCGGACGAACGUCUCUCAUCUCAGAGGCACCCUCCCCUAAGUACCCUCGCCUGCUGGAUCUAGAUGUGUCACACUGAGUGGGUCUCGGAUCGGGCACUGCGUGUAAUGGGAAAAUCCCACUAUGACUUGAGCAGACAUGUAUAUGACAUGUAUGUUUGCCUGGCAGCGAAUUCUUAGUUAGAGAUACCAUUAGCGAAAUGGUUUAUCACCAACGAAAGUGUACCUGUCAAGACAUGUACCCUUAAUGUUUCGCCUGGCUCGCAUAGCCUAAACAUUGGUCAGGUGAACUACCGGAACGCGGGGAUCUACAUCAGAGAUUAAGUUCAUGUGGAGAUAGCAGGCUAACAGUAGUUGGAGAAGGUAACCCGGGUAUUGUGUGUUGGUGUUCUGAAAGAAAAGUCUGUUAGUAUUCGCAAUGGCUAAUUAAGCGACAGGCCUCCCGUCUCGCUUCUUUGAUGAAAGGACAUGCAGAAACAAUGUGGAUGAUGUGACCAUUAAUGAAAUCUGAAGAUCGAGUGUUAUACCUGACAGGCAGAUGAUUAUAACAAGAUUCGAUCAUGAAUGUAAUGAACCCCAUCCACCUCGUUGUCUUUAUUCUGGGAGUUGUUGUUGGUGAGGCCAUUGCUGAAAACACAAAUAAUGGAACAUAUGACACGAAUUAUGGAACGAAUAACACGAAUUAUGGAACAAUCUUAAUAGGUUUCAUUUCUGAGAGUGCUGAGGACGAGCAAGAUGGCGUAGAGCACAUUGAGGGUUAUUUUCAAUACUUGUACGAUGCAUCAGGCGACCUAACGCCUCGGCGGCUGAAUGUCACAACCUUCCGUAUGGAUGUCGUCGAGAAGAACAGGGGUUGGCUGAAACUGUCUCAGGAUUUCAAUAGCCUCAUCGGCAAAUCCCCAGCAAUGAUCAUCGGCUCGUACAGGAGAGUCAUUGACCAACUCCUUCCCCCAAACAUAACCUACAUCGUGACAGGGUCCAAAGCCUUCAAGAACAACAUCGACAUCAGGCGAUCCAAAUCUCACGAGAAUGUCUGCUGGUCCACCGAUGUUGGGAGUAACGUCAUCAGCUUGCUACCCCCGCUGAAUACAUUCCUGAAUCCUCUUCAGAUGUUCCUGAUGAAAACUACUGGGCUGGAUAACAUUGUGGUUGUCAUUGUACAGUCUGAAGACGACCUUCUCCAUUUCAACAGCGGAUUAUGGACUGGGUCUUCCUCGACAGAAUCACACUUUCUCCAGUUCGUCAGGGUCAUGAUUAGGAAGAACUCAGAUUAUUGGGGGAUAAUCGACAAACUUGUUGCGGUGCAGAAACUCGCCACGCCUCAUAUUGUCAUCCAUAGCUACGACUUGAAGUAUAUCAACAACAUCAUCGACGGGGCCAAAGACCUCAACAUGGUGACGUACCUAUACAGAUGGUAUCUAACAUAUCCGGACUUAGAAGGCAUCGGUGAUGAGCUAAGUACAUUCUUCCUGGGUCAUUACUCAAAUGUGACAGGUUUCCAGCUCGUAGACAGCGAAAUGUUGAACCAAGCCAUGCCCUUGAGAGGCAAUAGUCUCGACCAUGCCAUCAUCUACGACGCCAUGAAGAUACUGGUCGAUACACUACCACGACAGCAAAAAGCGGCACUUGAAAUUGAAGAUUUCUUCGACACGCUGAAGAGUGGUUUCAAUGGUAGCACGGGAUCCUACGGAGAAGUCAGCCUCAUCAACUUGCAAACGAAGGAGCGCCAGUUCUGCAGGAUAAGAUCUUCGUAUGAGUGGAUGGCAUUUGAAGGAGGAGAACUUACCCAGAUAGGAACCUAUCUUCAUGACAACGAUGCGGAUAAAAAACGUUCCCUGUCCUCCCUGUUCACAAGCAGAUGGUUGCGACCGAAGCGGUUUGAACUGAAGGAACCCAUCGUGAAGUACAAAGCAAAGCCGAAGGACCUGAUGCCGAUUUUCAACAACAUGCCAGUCAGUGUCGUCGCUGUAGAUGACCCUCCAAUGGCAAUCCUUAAUCCCGAUGGAACGUUCACUGGAGUAAUGGUGGACUAUCUUAAUGAAUAUGCCCAGAAGCUCAACUUCACCUACGAGAUCACCAAGCUUAUCCGCCAUGACGAAGACGGUGGAGGCCAGCGGUACAUCUACCCUCACAGCACCAUGUGGACUGGAGCCGUUGGGGACAUAUUGGUCCAGGAUGCCGUACUGGCAAUUGGCGCAAUAGGGACAACCAUUGAACGCGAGGUGGUGAUGGACUUCUCCGAGACAACCUUCCCAGGCGUCAUCAGCAUGAUGGCAAAGAAACCCAGCAUAGAAUACGACACUUGGCAAUUUCUCAGUCCCUUCUCCUGGAAAAUGUGGGUCGGAAUAGGCGUGGUUCUUAUCGUUGUCAGCAUCGUUGUGACAUUUUUGGACUUGCUGGACAAAACCACCCAUGAUUUCAAAAACUUCCCGGUCAGAGACAGUUUCUAUUACACAGCAUCAAUCCUGUUUUUCGGCUCAACAGAUCAGAGACCGAAUUCUGCUCCAAUGAGGUUGCUGAUUGGUUUCUUCGUGUUUUUCGCCAUUGUUGUGUCGCAGUCGUACGUUGCAAACAUGGCCGCCUUUCUCACAACGAGGCGCAGUGACGAGUCGUUACCAAGGAGUAUAGAUGCUCUGUCUCGUCAAAGUGCUGUGCCGUUUGGACUGAUGGCCCGGGGUGAGGCAAUGGCCAUGCUAGCCAGAGCAACAAAAGGUCCGUACUUGUAUCUGCGGAACAAAUUCGAAGUUGAGGGAAUUAGUCACCCCAAGGCCCCACCGGAAGGUGACACAAAAAACCCGGGCAAGUCCAAAGCUCGUCGAUUCUUUAGCUAUGACGAAGCCAUUGCCACUGUAAAGAACGGUAGCUUCAUCCUCAUCAGCGAAAGUCCUAUCACUCGAUAUUUCGUGCAUAAAGACUGUGAAUUAGUCGUUGUAGAUCAGGACACAGACUCCAUACGGUAUUCUAUUGGUAUGCCUAAGGGAGCCCUCUUUCGGCGUGAACUUGACAGAGCGAUAACGGAAGUUAGAGAGGAGGUGUCACGUGAUAUCGAUAUCAUGGAAAAAUGGUAUGCUGAACCGGACUGCGCUAAAGGAGGGGGCGACACCAUGCAAGCCAACAUGAAGACCAAACCUCUCAUUUGGGAAGAGAUGCAAGGACUUUUCAUCACGUUAGGUGUCGGUACAGGGCUUGCCUUGGUCUCGGCAGUCAUCGGACACUUCCUCACCCGAGUGAUCUAUCUCCAAAUGUCGAAACGCAAACCGCAGGUCGAUGGUGAUGUCCGUAGGGGAGAGGAUCAGAUAGCGCAAGAGCGGCCGACGGAGACUGCAAGAGGCCCUAACGGAGGGUUGGGCCGAGGGACGAAAGGUAUGUCCUCACCAGGGACAUCAGCCCGGGCGCGACCACUACAUUUGACGCCGAUGAUGCGGCCCCGAUCUGAUCGAGAAAAUUCGGACGAUGAACAAUAAGUCUGCGUGUUUCUAAACUUUGAUAUGUUUUAAACCAAGCAUAGAUUGACCCAUAUACUUGUCUCUGUAUCAGCUAUGGUUAUUUUACCUCGAUAUUGAAUGUAUAUAAUGUCAUAUUGUCCAUAAUUUAGCAAAUUUAC
Messenger RNA from Lineus longissimus, 3849 nucleotides. Its product is annotated as glutamate receptor ionotropic, kainate glr-3-like. Gene Ontology annotation, cellular component: plasma membrane. The record is from RefSeq and is a predicted model, not a curated record. Bases 806 to 3709 code for a protein of 967 amino acids. Gene Ontology annotation, molecular function: ligand-gated monoatomic ion channel activity; signaling receptor activity. The transcript is spliced from 11 exons. Lineage: Eukaryota; Metazoa; Nemertea; Pilidiophora; Heteronemertea; Lineidae.